Molecule: messenger RNA, 1599 nt
Organism: Astrephomene gubernaculifera
Lineage: Eukaryota; Viridiplantae; Chlorophyta; Chlorophyceae; Chlamydomonadales; Astrephomenaceae
Source: the annotation of a GenBank genome assembly
UGACGAAUAGGAGUCAUAACCUUUGGACUAGCACCUCUUCGCAAUUGCAGUGCGCAGUAAUUUGACGACGGUUCGUUGUGAGUCCUCACUUGUUGCGCAAGUCAUCUUCGACCAUUUAGUCUAGUCAUGGCUGAGGAAGAGCUUUACGGAGAGGAGCUGGGUGAGGGCGAGGAACUGGGAGAGGGAGAGGGCGAUGGCGAGGAAGUAGGCGAGGAUCUUGAGCAAGGCGUUGAGGAGCUGGAGGCCCUAAAGCGCAAAUUGAAAGAAAUGGAGGAGGAGGCUGCCCGUGUCAAAGCGGCGGGUGCCGGUGACGCAGCAGGGGCAGGAACUUCAGGCGCCGCCGGUAACGCGGCGGCUGCAGCAGCUGCCGCGGCGGUGGCAGCAGCGCAAGCUGACGUGGAGAAGGCGGAGAUCGACUCCCGCUCCAUAUACGUGGGCAACGUGGACUACGGCUGCACGCCGGAGGAGCUGCAGCAGCAUUUUGCGCAAUGCGGAACCGUCAACCGCGUAACCAUCCUAACGGACAAGUUCGGGAACCCCAAGGGCUACGCCUACGUGGAGUUCCUGGAGGUGGAUGCCGUACAAAACGCCGUACUGCUGGACAACUCGGAACUGCGAGGCCGCCAAAUAAAGGUCGUCCAGAAGCGCACCAACGUUCCGGGCUUGAAGGCGGGUCGCGGGCGGGGUCGGGGUCGGGGUCCGCCCGGCGGCGGCUACUACCCGGCCCCCUACUACGGCGGCCGGGGGUACUUCCCGCCGCCGCACCGGGGCCGAGGGGGCUACCACGGAGGGGCACCCGGGUUCGCUCCUCGCGGACGUGGCCGGGGCCGCUUCUACGCCCCCUACUAGGGCGCCACUGCUGCUGCUGCUGCAGUGGCCUCAUUGGGAAGCCUGCAGGGGCCUUGCGCGCCAUGAGAGUGCGGUAUGGCAUUGAGACGUUAACUUGCGCACGUCGGCGUUUGUAGUAGAGGAGUUAAGUGGCGGGAUGUGGGGAAUAGCAUUGACGAUCGGACAACGAACACGUCCAGUAUGACAGAAAGAGACGUCGAUACACUGUUGGUUGGUUUACUCGACACAGGAAACGGAGGGAGGAUGUACGGUUGAGCAACGUGGAUGACGUUGGGUGUCUGACUGACGACACAGGCGCAGCUAACGUGCGCGCAUUACCUGUAGGAUUGUGGCAUGGUCGAUGUUGUCGUGUUGGAUUUGGUGCGUCAGGGUAUGGCUGGGUAAAGAUGCGUGCUGAAGCAGUUAAACGGUGGAGCACGUUGAGCAUUGAACCGGAAUGCGCAAGGGUGGGUUGCGAAGCUUCAGAGGGUUACCGGAAGCGUAGUUGACAACCCCUCCUUAUACGUAACAUCCCACGACUAACGUGAGAUGGGAAGUUAAGAGGAUCGGUCUUAAAACUUGGCCCCUGGUUUGUGAGAGGUACACAGCAUGGUUAGGGCUUUCCGGGGGCUGAUGCCGCAGCGGUUGCAACUGAGUUUACCGACGUACACAAGAGUGGCAGCGGUUGCGACUGGGGUUUCCGACGUACAGGACAGUAGCAUUGUGCACAAUACUGAUCGGACAAGUUAGUUGUAAGGAAAUGACCGUCCG